Messenger RNA from Cordyceps militaris CM01, 1431 nucleotides. RefSeq names its product MFS gliotoxin efflux transporter GliA. The transcript has 4 exons. Bases 1 to 1431 code for a protein of 476 amino acids. Gene Ontology annotation, molecular function: transmembrane transporter activity. Gene Ontology annotation, biological process: transmembrane transport. NCBI's taxonomy places the organism in Eukaryota, Fungi, Ascomycota, Sordariomycetes, Hypocreales, Cordycipitaceae. The record is from RefSeq and is a predicted model, not a curated record.
AUGUGUCGAGUAGACUUUCUUGCCAUUCACCAUCUUCAUCGAUUCGACAGAAACAAAUACAAAGGUGCCAUUUAUUUCAUCGCCGUGCAACCCAACAAGGGGGCGGCAGUGGACGCCGGCCCAGGGCCGCAAUCAGAGACGACAACCAAGCCAUCAUCGACGUCGCAAACCCCGUCAGAAAAACCGACGUCGCCAUCUAUGAUGAAUGCGCACUCUCCCAGCGAUACUGGCAGCGACGCAACGUUCGAUGAAUACCCCCGCGGCUUUCGACUUGUUCUUUUGGCUGGCGCAUCCCUCAUGGGUGCGUCAGUUGCCUACAUACAUCCCUCAUGGGUGUGUUUCUCAUCUCCCUGGAUCAAGAAACCGGCUUCUUUCCUCCACAUCCCUCUCAACACGGCUAAAAAGCUCAUUGUAAAGACUAUUGUAGGCACCGCAAUCCCCAAAAUCACAGCCGAACUCGGCGGCCUCAAAGACGUGUCCUGGUACAGCGCCGCCUACUUCAUGACCUUUGGCGGUCUCGAGGCUUCUUGGGAAGGCUGGACUUUUAUCGCGUCGCUCGCCAUCUUUGAGAUCGGGAGCCUGCUCUGUGGUGUCGCGCCCUCGUCUGUCGUCCUGAUCAUAGGCCGCGCCAUUGCCGGCGUCGACGCCGCGGGCAUCUCUGUCGGGGGGACCAGCAUCGUCGCGUUUAGCGUCCCGCCCAACACAAGACCGAUUUUGAUGGGGCUCAUUGGGCUGACGUAUGGACUGAGCUCCGUGCUUGGGCCGUUGAUUGGCGGCGCCUUCACCGAAAAGGUCACUUGGCGAUGGUGCUUCUACAUCAACCUUCCCGUAGGCGCGCUCGGAGUGGCUGUGGUCCUCAUCUUCUUUCAUCUCCCCGCGGCGGUGAAACCGCCACCGAUGCCUCUUUCCAAGAAGCUGCUGCACUUGGAUCCCGUUGGGAUAUGCCUCACAAUGGCGGCGAUUGUCUGCUUCGUGCUGGGGCUCCAGUACGGCGGCGUCGAGUAUCCCUGGCACAGCAGCCAGGUGAUUGGUCUUUUAGUUGGCUUUGGGCUGCUCACAGCUGCGCUGGUGCUCUGGUCCAUCUGGCUGGGCGAGUACGCUAUGAUGAUCCCGCGGCUGUUCCGCAAGCGCGAACUCUGGUCCAUCUGCCCGUACCAGUUCUUUUUCCUCGGCGACCUGCUGCUGCUGCUCUACUACCUCCCCAUCUAUUUUCAGUCCGUCAAGGGCGUCACCCCCAUUCAGUCGGGCGUUGACAACCUGCCCAUCGUCAUUGCCGUGGUCAUCUUCGCUGUACUUGGUGGUAUCUUUGUGUCCAAGACGGGACUGCCCACGCCGCCCAUAUUUGCCGGUGCGCUGCUCGGGACCGUGGGCUGCGGCCUCGUUUACACGCUCGACAUUGACACAUCUAACCCAUUUGCGGUGUCGCCCUGA